AUGCGGCAGAGGAACACCAACUAUGGUGGAAGUUUUAUGAACAAAAACUCAAUUAAUACAAAUGAAAUGUCUCCAAUAAAAACUAAGUCUCAGUUUAAAGAGUGCUCAAUAUUUGAUAGGCAUUUGCAAUUUAUGAUAAAAAGCAAAUACAUGCAAAGAAAUGCGAACUAAGAAUCUAAAUAAGAUUCCUUCAAUAUGCAUUUCAAAGAUCCCUUAAGUCCGACAGAUUUGCAGGCACAAACCUAAGAGGAAAUAUUCCGCACUUAUACAGCUUUUAAAAGACCUAUCAAUUUCAUGAACUAUUCUACCUAUGAUUAUGAUUUAAUAAAUGGCUAGCCAAGUCCAGAGCAUUUAAAAUAAUUCUUCGAUAAGCGAAUGGACUAUAAAUAGUAAAGAUAAGAAUUGAAAUUGCAAUAUGAUCUCAGAGAGGAUGAACAAAAGAGGAUUGGAAAUAUGACUCAAUAGAAAUAUAAAGAGAAUAAUGUGAUGAUCAAGGAUAGACUUAAAAAGCUAAAGUUCCACAUCCUGAAAAACAUCAAAAAUAUCAAAUAAGAUCCUAUUAGGAGUCAGAGCACAAACAGCAGAUUAAUGAAUCAUAGUAUCAUGGAAAGUUAGUUGAAAUAUAAUGUAGUGGGAUAAGGGCAUCUAAAUGGCUUUAGCACUUAAAAAAGUUCUUACACUGGCUAGCUACAUCAAUAGCAGAUAUAAAACGUCAGCAGGAAUAGUUAUCAAGGGGGCAUAAAUAAGACUUUUGAUAAUUAAAACCUAAAUGAUAAAAACAAUGAAAAUAUUAAAAUCAUAUAAAAUGCAGUGAAUAAACUUGAUUUUGAGGACAUUUAUCAGAAUCUGUUUACUAAAAGCAACAAUCCCAAAGUUGUCCCUGAAAGAGUUAAAUCUACUGAUCUUGAUUAUAAAAAGAAGGUGAAUGGAGUGAUCAAUCUUAAAAGAAACUCAGCACUUCCUUUGACAUCAACUUAAAUAGAGUAAAAUAUCAUCAAAGAUCACUAAUUCUAACCCUCCCAAGAUGCAAUUAGUUUGAUGGGUUAGAGAAAAAUAAUAAAAAAACACUAAUUUUCUCAAGAAGAAGCAUCUAAUGUUUAGAAACAAGAAGAUAACUCUUAUAAAGAUGAUCUUUUAUCUAUUCGAUCUAGGCUUACUAAGACAAACCUAGAAAUAUUGCAAAAAGGCAGGAAAGACAUUAAAUCUUAGCUAUCAAAGAAGAGCCGGAUUGGUGGGGAUACUUUCAACACUGGCUCAGAUUAUUUCAACAUUAGAGCGAUGACAGUAAAAUCUAGAGAAGAUAGAUUUUCUAAACUUAGCCAACCUGAAUAAGGAGGAAAUGCAACAAAAAACAACCAAGAUGCAGCAUCACAAAUAGGCAAGAAAAUUGAAAUGAAUAUUACUAUCACAGAUGUGAAGCUUGAUGAUCACAAUAAGUUUGGCAAAAACAGUCAUAAUUUAGAGGAAGUAGAAGAUGAUGAUGAUGAUGAGUUUGAUGAAAUUGAGGAAUUGGAGAACCGAUAUGAGAUGGAAGAUGAGGUAAAGACUCUUAACGGCCACGAAAAAGCUCACAGCAAUGAUAAAGAUGAGACAAGCACGAUCUUUUCACUUAAUAAAUCUGUGGGAGGUUAGUCUAUAGUGUCUAAUAAGUCUGGCAAGCCGUACUCCGACAAAAGUGCGAUCAAGAUAAAUAGUCUGGAGAAGCAACUGGAAAAGGAGAAAAAGGAAAGAGAGAAGUUACUUAAGAUUAUAGAGAAGCUAAAGGAUGAUAAGUAAAACGAUCACUAGCAAAAUGAUAGCCAAUCAGUGACCAGUAGUAAAAAGUAAAUUGAACUAGUUAGCUUUAGAGGUAAUAAUAAGUCUUAAAGAUGA
Messenger RNA from Stylonychia lemnae, 1872 nucleotides. The record is from the annotation of a GenBank genome assembly. NCBI's taxonomy places the organism in Eukaryota, Ciliophora, Spirotrichea, Sporadotrichida, Oxytrichidae.